AUGGAACUGCGGGGGGGAGGGCAGAACGGAGGACUGAACUUGGCGAAAUUGAAGUGGGGUCAACUGUUGAUUCAGAGUCCCUUCGCGGUGCCAUGGCCAGCCCAAGCCAACUUCCUUCGAACUCAAAAGUCAGCGGUCUGCAUAGUGGACAAACCGCCACAAGCUACAGCAACGAGCUUGUUUCCUCCAGCAAGCACGAAUCCUUUUGCUGAACCUGCUGCAUCCGCAACGGCCUCAACUCCAGCCCCGGCUAUAACGAGCGCAUCUGCUGUGAGCCCUGCUGCUACACCUGCUUCACCUUUCUCGUUUGGACCAACUGCGCCAGCAAAGGCGCCAGAGCCAGCUGCAGCCAAACCAUCUGCAUUUUCUUUUGGUCUAACUGCUCCAACUUCACAACCUACUCCCCGCAAGCCAGCCUCAGCCAGCUUCACGGCCUAUCUCAACGACGCUCAACGGCAAGCUACUACUAAGGAUGCUGGACAAAUUGCUGGAUGGACUGAAUACAGUAAAGCCAAAAUCAUCGCUGUUUACAAUCUUGGUGGUGGAACUUUCGAUAUCUCCAUCCUCGAAAUGCAUGACGGCGUCUACAAAAUCAAGUCCACCAACGGUGGCACCCAUCUUGUCAAUGGUGGUGAAGACUUCGAUAUUCUCCUCAUGGUCAUCCAGCGUAUCCGUGAAGCGGCAGAGAAGGCCAAAAUUGAGCUUUCGUCAACCGCCCAGACGGAAAUAAACUUGCCGUUUAUCACCGCCGACGCAACUGGUCCCAAGCAUAUCAACACGAAACUGCUCCGUUCGCAAUUUGAGGCCCUUACUUCUUCCCUCAUCCAACGCACUGUCACUCCCUGCAAGAAGGCCCUGUCCGAUGCUGACGUCAAGCCCAGCGAUGUCCACGAGGUUAUCCUUCGUUUUCGGUCGCAUAGCAAGGGUGUCAACCCUGACGAGGCUGUCGCUAUUGGCGCUAGUGUUCAAGGUGGUGUUUUGGCCGGCAACAUCACGGAUGUUCUGCUUUUGGAUGUUACGCCUCUUUCCCUCGGUAUCGAAACUCUCGGUGGUAUCAUGACCAAGCUCAUCACUCUCAACACGACCAUCCCUACCAAAAAGUCGCAGGUCUUCUCGACUGCCGCUGACGGUCAAACUGCUAUCGAGGUCAAGAUCUACCAGGGCGAGCGUGAACUCGUUGCAGACAACAAGCGCCUCGGUAACUUCAACCUGGUUGGCAUUCCUCCUGCUCCCAAAGGUGUUCCCCAAAUCGAAAUCACCUUCGACAUCGAUGCUGAUGGUAUUGUCAACGUCUCUGCCAAGGACAAGGCUACUGAAAAGGACCAGUCUAUGACCAUUGACUCUUCUUCGGGUCUAAGCAAGGAAUGGUUUCUGACGCUGAGCAAUACGCCGAGUCGGACAAGGAACGCCGCAACCUCAUCGAAAUGUUCAACAAGGCCGAUUCCUUCUGCGCUGACACCGAGAAGUAUUAUUAUCAAACUCAUUGGCGAGCUCUGUGCUCUUGCGCUCCAAGCUCAGGCUCGCGACGGCUCUAUCACGCCCGAGGCCAUCAAGACCAAGAUGGACGAAACCCAGGUUGCCUCACUCGGACUCUUCCAAAAUGUCUACGAGAAGAAGAACGCUGAACAUGUGGCGUCAUCGGAAGCGCCCGCUGAGGAGAAGAAGGACGACGACAAGAAGGAUGAGAAGGAGUAA
Mycena indigotica is the source of this 1695-nucleotide messenger RNA. RefSeq names its product Heat shock protein 70. The record is from RefSeq and is a predicted model, not a curated record. Gene Ontology annotation, molecular function: misfolded protein binding; ATP-dependent protein folding chaperone; ATP binding. NCBI's taxonomy places the organism in Eukaryota, Fungi, Basidiomycota, Agaricomycetes, Agaricales, Mycenaceae. The transcript has 8 exons. The coding region runs from base 1 to 1695 and encodes 564 amino acids. Gene Ontology annotation, biological process: protein refolding; cellular response to unfolded protein. Gene Ontology annotation, cellular component: mitochondrion; cytoplasm.